Molecule: messenger RNA, 1430 nt
Organism: Thunnus maccoyii (southern bluefin tuna)
Lineage: Eukaryota; Metazoa; Chordata; Actinopteri; Scombriformes; Scombridae
Product: CD209 antigen-like protein E
Exons: 5
Coding region: 54-680 (208 amino acids)
Source: RefSeq, a predicted model, not a curated record
UUGCUGCACACUACCACAUACAAAACACACCUUGUCUCUGCAGCUGCUUCAACAUGGCUGUAUUCUUUCGCUCUAGAGAGUCUGAGGUCGACUUUGAAGUUGGUGAAUAUGAGGAAUUCCCCAAAUCUGAACGCAAGGACACCACUGCCGACGAGACUCCAAAGUCAAAGUUUAUAUAUCUCAGAGUGGUUCUGGUGAGCUUUGGGCUGCUGUGUGUUCUUCAAGCAAUUCUCAACAUCAUUCUGAGACUUCCUCUGAGUCAGCCCACUGAUAAAGGUGAGACAGAGGUGGAGAGCUGCCCGCAGGACUGGUUGAUGUUUGGCUCCAGUUGUUACUACAUUUCCUCACAGGGGAGGACCUGGGACGACAGCCGUCGGUACUGUUUGCAGAGAGACGCUGACCUUGUCAUCAUCAACAGCAGACAGGAACAGGCUUUUCUCACUGGGUUCACCAUGGCUGCGUGGGUUGGGAUGACUGACAGAGUGAAGGAGGGAACUUGGAUCUGGGUGGAUGGAACACCAGUGAACAAAGACGGGUUGCAGUGGGCCCCUGGACAGCCUGAUGGAGCAUAUGGAGGAGAAGACUGUGGUGAUCUUCGUACAAUGAUGGAUUUCAUUGGUUUGAAUGACUUCAACUGUACUGCCAGAGCCCGGUGGAUCUGUGAGAAAAUACUGUCGUAGUCUUAAGUUAUAAUAUCUAGUUGAGUGAUGACAUUUUGCAAGCUUGAUGAGACCUAUGAAUUCAACUCUGGAACAUGAUGAUGUGACUCUCUGCCACACAAUACUCCCACACAUCUUCAACAACUUCCAAAAACUAUGUAUUUCAGUUAUCAUGGAUUAUUUUAUGUUCAAAUCCAUUUAGAAACUGAUUUUGGUGGAUAGUUUAGAAUAAAUGUAAUGUUCUCAGAACUGUCACUGUCAUCUACUUAUUAUCUACUGUAGCCUACUUGAAAUGACCUCUUUCUAACCAUCAUCAUGCACCGGUCAUCCCAAGAUGAACAGAGCUUCCAAAAUGGAAAUAUCUUUGCUGCAUUGUCACUGCAGACCCAGUCACACAAAGGGAUAUCUUCAUGCAGACAAAACUGACUUUGUCAAACUGUCUGGAGUCACAGGAAAUGUGUAACUUGUUUUCAUCAUUUCUUAUGCAGUAGUAAGACUAACAAAACAUUUGGCAAGAUGCUAUUUUGUGUUAGCUGCACCGAUCACAUCUACCACAGGCUGGAGCUAUAGUACAUACAAAAUCAUUUUUGGGGAGCUCCAAGCAGACAUUGCUUUUUUUCUGAAAAGUUUAGUAAUUAUAGUUGUCAGAUAAAUAUAGUGGAGUAAUAAGUCCAAUAUCUCCCUCUGAAAUGUAAUGUAUGUACUUCAAAAUUGUGCUUAAGUAUAGUACUUGAGCUAUACAUGUUGUGUAAACAGGAAACACUUUGUAAU